AUGUUAUAUGAUAGUAAAAGUUCCAAGAUUUUCUCACCUCCAAAGAUAUUCUCUGAAUUAGAUAAGAAGAGGAAUGAUGCCAUGGAUACUGUUUAACAUCAACAUGGCGAAGUGUAAAAUUAUAUUGAUCAAGUGAAUGAUAAAACUUUGAUAGCAAUUUAAAUGGAAGAAUAAAGACUAAAUCAAAGAUAUUUUCAUUUGCUUAAUUAACUUGAAAAAACUAAGUUGCAAAUCAUCAAAUUAGAAGAAAAAUUGAGAUAGCAAAACGAUCUUGAAAAUCAUCCCCAGAUUAAAUAAAUCAUUAGUGAAUUAUCGAAGGUAGAUCAAUAUCGAUUAGCAUUAAUCAAAAAAACUUAACAAUUAACACAAGAAUUGCAAUUAAACCAAUUUACUAUCAAAGAACUAAAAGAACAAGUUUAAAAUAGACGUCUCGAAAUCAGAGAUUGCGUAAGGGAUUGUUGGCAAAUCUAAUAGUAAAUUCUGAACUAUAAGUCUAAUUACACUUAAUCUACAUCUAGAACGCAAAGAAUUCAAUUACAAAGUCUCGAUAUCAGUAGUAAUCGAAGCAAUAUCAAUCUAUUUAUAACUAAUGAAGAUACACAGACUAACCGGUUGAGUUUAUCAUAAUUACCUCCAAUUAAGCUAAAAAUGCACUCUAAAAGUAGAUUAUUAGAGGUUCUUCAGAAGGCUACUUUUAGGGGAUAACAAUAACCUGUUAAUGACAUUGUAGAAAUAUAUAAAUAAAUAAAUAUUUUGAGGAGAAGAGUUAUUGAACAAACGCAAGAGAUGAAAAAGAAAUAGAAUUAAUACAGUUCUAUAAGAAAUUUACUUGUUUAUUGUGCGAAUCUUUCUUUAAAAUAGUUCAAAAAUAAAUAGAAAAUUACAAACAACAAAGGAUAUGCAAAUUCAAUUUAUUUUGAUUUUAGCACUUCAAUGAGUCAAUCAAUUACUGAGCACUCAAGUAAUCCAAAUAGAGAGAGGAAAAUUUAGAAUAUUUUAUAUGAUACUCUUUAAUAAAUAAUGGUCAAUAUGAUUGAUGUAUAACAAAAAAACUAGUAAAACACAACAGAAGAGUCUAUAAUAAAAAAUUCCAUUUCUUUAGAUUAAUUUAUGUAAUUCUCUUCAGAAUAGAUUUUGGGAUUGUUGGCACUUUAACCAAGAUUGAUGCAGGAGUUGUUGGAGAAAUUCGAAUUUAAAUAUAGACAAUUGGGAAUUCUGUCUUAGAAGAUGAAAAAUUUAACAUAAAAUUUUUGA
Paramecium tetraurelia is the source of this 1254-nucleotide messenger RNA. RefSeq lists its product as uncharacterized. Lineage: Eukaryota; Ciliophora; Oligohymenophorea; Peniculida; Parameciidae. The transcript has 8 exons. The record is from RefSeq and is a predicted model, not a curated record.